UUGGAUAACGGCAUGAUAAGUUCAUGUCAAUAUAAAAAUGUUUCCACAUCUUUUUAUCCAACAGCAGCUAUAGGAUAUGUAAGCUUGACAUCUGCAGUUUCAGAAGUGUCAACAUCAGACUGCUUGGCGUGCCUUGAUGUGAAACAGCUGUUCUGGUUCAGCAUGAGUGAAACAUGCUGCAUCUCUUCAGGAAGAACUGUAAAACUGGGUACAGGUGUUUCUGAGGCGAUGCUGUGCACGAUGGACACGAUUCCAACAGAACCUUCUUCGUGUCCUAAUUUAGGCUCAUUGCUUGCACAAAAAACCCUGAACAGUUGGAAUGCAUGAGUCCCUUAUGUGUGAAAUUAAUCUCUUCUGUGAUUUCUUAAUGAUGUCCAUUGCACAUUUAAUUAAAAGCAACUAUCUUCAGACUGCUGUCUCCUCUUAGUACAGUUCACCAGCUCAAAGAUUGCCCAAUAACUUUUCAGGGUAAGAUUUUCUCUAAAUCCUUCCAAUGAAACUGAGGAUUUUGAAGCGUGCAAUUAUUGACACAUAAUCUAUUUGUGGAUGUCUAACUAACAAGCUGACAACUAAAUACCAGAAACCAAACAUGUGACUGAAAAUUGUAUGGAAGUAACAUGGAAAUAGUUUUAUUUCUACCUUUUAGGCAAUACAGAUAAUUUGUAUUUAGUGAGUGCCCUAUGAACGAAGAGUUUUCUUCAAGUAACGAUGGAGUUCAGCGUCUUAAAGUCUCUGAAGCAUUAAAAGUCUCAGAUGUAAUCGAUUCAUCGUGAUUAAUUUUGUAGCGUUAAUAGUGGAGAUAGUGUCAGGGCGGCCCAUCUCAUGAAUAACAAUUAUCAGAAUGUUAAAAAAAAUUCUACAUAACCCCAAGCAGUAACUGCUUUUACUUAAAUCUCUUUUAAAUGUUCCUUAAUUGUAAACUUGAAU
Molecule: messenger RNA, 927 nt
Organism: Patiria miniata (bat star)
Lineage: Eukaryota; Metazoa; Echinodermata; Asteroidea; Valvatida; Asterinidae
Exons: 3
Coding region: 13-327 (104 amino acids)
Source: RefSeq, a predicted model, not a curated record